UGCUGAUAUACUAAAUUAACAUAAAUUAAAAAUGAAGAAGACAAACCACUCUAUGAAGCCAAAAAUCAAUAAAAUUGAGGAUCAGAGUCAAGCCCAAAGAUCAGAUGGCUUAGGAAUACUCUUGCAGAUUCAAAAGAUGCUCUCUGAUUACAAAAUCUGUAUCUUGUUUGCUAUUUUCACUAUGAUAGUGAUCACCUAUGUUUUGUCGGUAGACCUUAAUGGAAGAAAAAAUGGCAACAUAAUUCAUGACUCAACAGUAGAGAGAGAGAAUUUAAUCUCUGAUGACAAAGAAUGCUGCAAAGCUUCAGUGCUUAAGGAAGCAAGCCUUGGAAUAACAAUCUUCCAACAGAUUUCCAAACUCUCAAUCCUCUGAAGCAUCUGCUUCGUGAUGUUUUAUUUGAGCUGAAAUAAACCAAGUCACAAAGAGAAGACUAGAGAAAAUCUGGAAAAAGAAGUUAACGACGUAAACAGCUUCAUUCAGGAGGAAGGAUCUCAACCUACAACUAAAAAGAAUAAAAGUAAGAAAAACGUCCAAGUUAUAAUUUACCUCAAUGUAAACAACGACGAAAAUAAGCUAAUGCAUAAAAGAAGUGAUAGCACUAGAGAAGAUGAGGUAGACCAAGGAGGCAAUAACUGAGGACCUUCAGUAAACCUUCGAUCUACAACUCUUACAUCUUAUGGAGAUGACUGUGAAGAGGAAACAUUGCAAAUUGCAGAAGAGAGCCAUAUCCCAAUCCAGGCUUUGGUAUACAAUCCUAAACUUUCCUUUGAAGCUAGAAAGAAAUCAAUCCAGAGGACCAGCCAGUAUUUUAGGGAAAAGAUUAUAUUUUCUCCACUGCCUUCCAAUUAAUGGGAAAAACCUUUGCUAUCCUCUACACAGUAAAUAACAAGAGCCUCCUUCAACAGGUACUGAAGAAGACUCUGAUUGCUGUAAAGAGUUUGAAGACGAGCAAGACUCAGUGAAUAAAUUGUACAUCACUAAAGAUCUUAAAAAGCCUCAGAACAGUUGCCUCAAACCUUCUGAAAAACAUCAAACAAGACAAAUGUAUCCCAGUACACUUUCUUCGUUUUCUGAUUGAAGCAUGAAGUUGAAUAAUGAGGCUCAGAAAGAAGCAUUUUUGCCUAAAUACUUCAGAACUUGUGGGUGCUCUUCAGUUCUCAUCGUUGACGACUCUCCUUUCAACUUACUGAUACUGAAAGAAAUCUUCAAAUAAAGUUUUAGAAUCUCAAAACAAGGGUAAGGGUAAAGAUUCACCACAGAUUAAAAUCGAUGAAGCCUCGAAUGGGCUUAGAGCUCUGGAUAUGGUAAAGGAGUCACAAAGCAAGACUUGAUGAAAUGGAUACGAGGUUGUCCUCAUGGACCUUAGUAUGCCAGUUAUGGAUGGAGCAACGUCUGCUUGAAAAAUAGCACGACUUCAACAACAAGGCCUUGUUUACCAAGGACUAAGAGUUGUACCUUUAACAGCCUAUGACUCUACUGAGUAUAAAGAAUUAUGUAAAAAAGCAGGAAUGAGUGGGUUUUUGAAUAAACCCAUAUGCCAGAAAUCCAUCUCAAAUGUAUUCACCUGUUAAUUAUAUUUAUAUAACUUUAAUACCUUAUGCCAACCA
Messenger RNA from Moneuplotes crassus, 1608 nucleotides. The record is from the annotation of a GenBank genome assembly. NCBI's taxonomy places the organism in Eukaryota, Ciliophora, Spirotrichea, Euplotida, Euplotidae.